CUUGGUUGUACAUAAUUCGAGGACCUUCUGAAUUCAUGCGAUAGAUUACAUUGAACAACUUAGCAAACUAACAUGGAGUAAGUUACAGAUGAGCAGAAGAAAUAUGAAAAAAGGGUUAAAAUACAACCUUAUAAGUAAUCAACCCUCUACUAUUAUUGCACCUGUUAUAGCUUCUCCUCCCGCACAUUUUAGCUUUCGAGCUAUUACUCUAGAGACAUCUCUUCAUCCAACUUUUGAUCCUAGGCUAAUUGAGACAUCGGGAUGGAAGUCGUCACGACGAUGGACUGGUGGUAAUGGCGGCGACAGUGACUGUGGUGGUGGUAGGGGGUACAAUCGUUCUGGUUUUGAUUUAAAAUGCUACGAGUCUGGUGAGAAUGACCAUUUUGUCCAUAAGUGCAUGACCCAUGGAGGUUCUCGAAAGCAUAAGAAUCAUACUUCUCCUAGAUAUUGCAGGAGCCCUUGCUACGAAGGAGUUUUGAGUCCUUGCGACCGUUCUCCUUGACGUCGAAGUUUGUCACCUUGAGGUCGCGUUAGAAGGUCUUCUUAUCGUGGAAGAGAUGAGGCACAAUAUGCCAAUAAUUGAGUCUUUAUUUUCUUAUCUCAAUGCUUCUUAUUUAUUCGACUACCACCCAUUAAUGAUCAGUAUUCGACUAAUAUUCUGCUUAAUAAAAUUGUAAUUUUUGUUAAAUAUUAUGAGAUUUUGCCUUGAGAAUUUUCAAAGUGUGUACUUAUAUAUUUUGUUCCUUGGAUUUUUGUGCUUUUGCAGGUUGGUGGCUUAAAUUUUGUCUUGGCCAAUGGACAAACUCCAUCUAUACUAAUGGUAUCCAAAAUUCCAACCAUAAUACUUGAUAUGGAUGUCACGUGGCUCCCCUGUCAAGUCUGAUAUUGUAGCCAUUAUACGGUAAAGUGCUACCAAUAUUUGGUUCGGUUGAUUUUCUCUCUUCCCAAAUAUUGCAACUUGCUUAUAUGUUUGUAUUUCAAAUGUAGGCGGUUUUUGUUUAGUUAUAUAUCAGUUCAGGAAAAAAGAAACUCGACGAAAUUCUUAAAUAGCUAUAUUCCAAGCUGUAAAUGUAUUUUUUUACUCUUGUAAAUUUGAACUUUUCUUAAGAGGUAUUUUCCACAUGAUAUUUAUUGCUUCCUUCGUUCAAAUUUUGGAUUGACCAUAAUAUCUCUAUGAAACCUUAUUUCAUUCAUACAAAAAUGUGUGAGGAAAUUUUGUCAUAUAAUUUACCGUCUAACCUUAACGUUCAAAACGCUAAUAUUACCUCCAAUGUAACACAAUGCACGGGUAAAAAAACUAGUACUCAUAUACUAUCUUAAAAGAUUGGAUGGGUCAAACACUAUUCAUCUGUGCACCAUCCAUUUCACACUUUUUUCUGGUUUUCACUGUUCACGAAUGGGUUUAGUUACUGUGACAAAAUAUGUUCUCACCCUUUAUUGCUUUUCUUUCUUAUUACACACCCCUGUUAUCUUUCUUCUCCAUUACAACAAACGAAAUGAAAGAAAGUAAACCCUUGAAUUUUCCAUCUAAAAUCUUCCCUUUCCUUUCCAAAAAUCUGCCGCCGUCUUCGUCGCUGUGCCACCUAAACAAUGCCAUCGGCCUACCACUAUCAUUUACCAAUUCUUGCAUGACGUCGAUUUACAACCGCUGCACUAUAUCCACUGCUACUAUUUCAAGUAAAGAUAAAGAAAUCUCAUCAUUAUUGUACGAUCUCGGCCUCAUAGGUAAAUGGGUUUCUUCUUUUGCUUGAAUUUGUUGACUCCAGGAUGUUGGUAUUAAGUGGGUCUCAUGAAUGUGUAGAAUAUUUUCGUGAAUGCAUUAUGGUGUUUGGAUGAUUUAAUUUUUUUUGUUUAAUUCUUUGUUUUUGGAAAUUCUUCAUUUUUGGAUUUUUUUAGUGCCAUGAGAUUAGUUAAGGUCAUGAUAUGAGAUUAGUUUUCAGUAUAAUCAAAUUUAGGAAUAUUACUUUUCUUCAUGCCCUCAUUUGUCAUUCUGUUCAUUAACUCUUUGCAUUCCUAAAAACUUUUGGCUUUACUAUGACCUAUUUUUGGUGGGAGCGGGUUGCUAUUUUUUUUUUGUUUUAUUCUUUUACUCAUUUUUACCAUUUUGUUAUUUUUGUUUCGAGGAAUUUGAGCAUCUCUUCAAAUACAUGUAUACUAUGAAAGUGUCGGAUUAGGUGGUUUUUGGAGCUUCAAGUUUGUUUGGUUUAAUAUUUGUGGUGGUUUUAGAUACGAGGAUGUAGCUGUACCAUACGAAAGUUGUUUGGUCGAGGAAGAACAAGAAAAACUUCUUCUAAUAAACCAAGGUUAGUGUUUUAUUUUUUCUUUUUUUGCACUGAUAUUUGUCUUUGUUUCCUAAAUUUGGAUUGACUUUUUUCUUUUGGUUAUUUAUGUAGUGAUUGAGAUGUAAUUUUGAGUUUCAUUGCUUUAGCUUCUAUUAAAUAUACAUAUAUUUUUCCGGGUUA
Molecule: messenger RNA, 2462 nt
Organism: Olea europaea var. sylvestris
Lineage: Eukaryota; Viridiplantae; Streptophyta; Magnoliopsida; Lamiales; Oleaceae
Product: serine/arginine-rich splicing factor RSZ22-like
Exons: 4
Coding region: 89-502 (137 amino acids)
Source: RefSeq, a predicted model, not a curated record